Molecule: messenger RNA, 1557 nt
Organism: Platichthys flesus (European flounder)
Lineage: Eukaryota; Metazoa; Chordata; Actinopteri; Pleuronectiformes; Pleuronectidae
Product: peptidase inhibitor 16-like
Exons: 6
Coding region: 186-1487 (433 amino acids)
Cellular component (GO): extracellular region
Source: RefSeq, a predicted model, not a curated record
AGGAGAGGCACUGAGGAGGGAACACACAAACUGAGACACACAGACACACAAAGACAAGAGGCCUAUUGUGAACACACACACACAGUUGCUGGUCAAUAACAGACACUUUCACAAACACACACACUCUUCAUUGGACUCUGGACUGACCACUUGAGGAUACAUCCCUCAGGACUCUGUUUCCCAUCAUGCACCAGCGGAGCAUCUCAGAGCUCCAGGGGGCCUCCACCCAGCAGGGGGCCUCGACCCGACGGACUACCCAGGAUGAAGCCUCCAGGAGCUCCAGGUGGAGGAGGGGGGCCGUGCUCUGCAGCUGCCCAGCGAGGGCAGCUCCUCUCUGGGCAUGGUGGCUGGUGCUGAGCGCCCUGGUGCUUCCUGGAGCCUGGAGCUUUCUCAGCGAGGAGCAGGAGGAGCUGCUGGUGGAGCUUCACAACCACUACAGAGGACAGGUGUCCCCCAGCGCCUCCGCCAUGAUGCCUCUGAGAUGGGAUCCGAGUCUGAAAGUGAUCGCAGAAGGCUACGCCGCUAAAUGUGUCUGGAACCACAACCCGGAGCUGGAGGAGACCGGAGAGAACCUGUUUGCCGCCACCGGGCCCCUGGACCUCCGGGAGGCGCUGGAGAAAUGGUUCCUGGAACAUCUGGACUACAGCUUUCACAACAACAGCUGUGACGACGACAAGAUGUGUGGACACUACACACAGAUGGUGUGGGCAGACACACACAGAGUCGGCUGUGCCUUCCACCUCUGUAACAAUAUGGAGGGUCUGGAGUGGGAGAGAGUCUCCUACCUCGUCUGCAACUACUACCCAGCAGGAAACUAUGAAGACCAGCGGCCGUACGUGGAAGGUGAUUGGUGCUCCAGAUGUCCUGAGAACCUGCAGAAGUGUGAAAACAACAUGUGUGUGGCCGACUCUGAGGAGGAGGAGGAGGAGGAGGAUGAAGAUGUGGAGGACGGUACCGACUGGGUGACGCUCGUUCCUCUUCCAGUGACCUCAGACCCCGCCCUUCCUUAUGAGGAGCAGGGGAAUAAAGAGGAGGAGGAGAUGGUUGUUCCUCCUCCUGCAACAACUGAAGACUCCACCUUCACCACCACCUCCACCCCCAUAUCGGACCCUGAGGACAACCCGUCCCCAGACACCCCGUCCCCAGACACCCCCCCUCCACACGUCUACUCAACUACACUGGGAGAGGAGGAGGAGGUUGUUGAAAUGUCGGAGGACAAGGAGGUGAAGGAGGAUGAGGUUGUUGAAAUGUCGGAGGACAAGGAGGUGAAGGAGGACAAGGUUGUUGAAAUGUCGGAGGACAAGGAGGUGAAGGAGGAGAAGGAGGAGGAGGAGAGGAAGGAACCUCUGGAUAAGACGGACAAAGAAAGAGAAAUAGACGAAUCAUCAAAAAGACACCUGAUCCCAGACAGACGAAAUUCUGGAUCAGUAUCAUCACCUUCUCUCCUGUUGGCGUCUCUGACUGGGAUCCUGAGUCUGAGGCUGUGAGGAGGAGGAGGAUGAGGAGGAGGAAGAGGAGGAGGAGGAGGAGGAGGAGGAGGAGGAGGAGGAGGAGGAG